AUGCUCUAUAUUAACGCCACUAUAGUCACCGUCGAUACUUCGCGCCGCAUGAUCAGUGAUGGAGCGUUGCGAGUCGUCGGGAACACGAUCGCCGAUAUUGGCAAGACCGCAGCUUUGAAGGAAAUAUAUGCUGAUGACGAAGUGGUCGACCUUACGGGACGUAUUAUCAUUCCAGGACUUAUUUCCACGCAUAUGCACACAGCGCAGACACUUCUUCGAGGCACGGCCGAUGAUUUGGAGCUGGUAUCAUGGCUAUGUGAGAGGAUCUGGGUCCUGCAAGGCAAUUUUACAGAGGCCGACGGCUAUGCGGCUGCCAGACUGAGCAUUGGUGAGAUGCUCAAGUCUGGCACAACUUGUUUCUUGGAGAGCAUGUUUGCCGAUCGAUAUGGGUUUGAUGGACUCGCUCGCGCCGUCGAAGAGAGCGGCAUCCGGGGAUGUUUGGGUAAGAUUGUAAUGGACAUCGCGAAGUAUGCAAAGGACGACGCAUGGGCGAUGCAUCCAGGUCUUGUUGAAAACCGCCAGACUUCACUUCUGGGGACACUGAAAAUGUGGGAGAAAUGGAACGGUGCGGCAAAUGAUCGGAUCAGAGUCUGGUUUGGUGCCAGGACCCCGGGAGGAGUCUCUGAUGCACUGUAUAAAGAGAUGACUGCUCUUUCACGAGAGAAGGGCAUCCCGGUUACCAUGCACUGCGCAGAGGUAAAGGCAGAUCGCGACUUUUUUGAAUCUGUGUCCCACACGCCAAUGACUUACUGUGACUCAGUUGGGCUACUCAACCCAAAAACAGUCCUAGUGCACAUGGUUCACCUGGAUGACUCUGAUAUCAAGCUUCUAUCAGCGUCGGGCACUCAUGUUGCGCACUGCCCAACUUCCAACGCCAAGCUGGCGUCGGGGAUCUGCCGAGUCCCCGAUUUGCAGAAUGCCGGCGUAAAUGUCGGCCUUGGAACCGAUGGCGCCCCUUGCAACAACACAAACGAUCUCUUGCAAGAAAUGAAAUUGGCGGCCAUCAUUCAUAAAAGUAUAUCGUUUGAUCCAACCGCGGUUCCGGCAGAGAGGGUUCUUGAGUUGGCUACCAUCAACGGUGCCAAAGCACUGGGGUUGGACGACAGCAUUGGCAGCUUGGAAGUAGGCAAGAAGGCAGAUUUUGUGGCUAUCGAUGUGCGAGGAAUCCACUCCCAGCCUUGGUUUAACCCCGUUAGUGCUGUGGUUUAUACGGCUACUGGACGCGACGUGGAUGUCGUUGUGGUGGAUGGGAAGAUUCUGGUUAAAGGAGGCGAGUUGCUGACAAUGAACGAGAAUGAGAUUGUACAAGAGGCGAAGAAGCGCAGCCAUGAGGUCGUUCAGAGGGCAGGUUUGGGAUCUAAGGUGAAGGGCCGUUGGCCGAUGGAAUAA
Penicillium riverlandense is the source of this 1389-nucleotide messenger RNA. RefSeq names its product amidohydrolase. The record is from RefSeq and is a predicted model, not a curated record. Bases 1 to 1389 code for a protein of 462 amino acids. Gene Ontology annotation, molecular function: hydrolase activity, acting on carbon-nitrogen (but not peptide) bonds. Lineage: Eukaryota; Fungi; Ascomycota; Eurotiomycetes; Eurotiales; Aspergillaceae. The transcript has 3 exons.